GAGGGAGGGGCGGCUCGGCGCCCGCGGUUUCCCGCCUCGGGAAUGCCCGCAGCCGGAGGGAAGCCGUCCCCGGGGAGUAAGCGCUGCUGUCCCGGCCGCGGGAGGAGGCAACUUUGAGGUCGACAGCAUGUCCUCCUCGGGCCCAGCUGCAGAGGGAGAGGGAACCCCCGCCCAGCCCGCGUCCGAGAAAGAGCCCGAAAUGCCCGGCCCGAGAGAGGAAAGUGAAGAGGAGGACGAGGACGACGAGGAGGAGGAAGAGGAGGAGGAGGAAGAAAAAGAAAAGAGUCUGAUCGUGGAAGGCAAGAGGGAAAAGAAAAAAGUGGAGAGAUUGACCAUGCAAGUCUCUUCCUUACAGAGAGAGCCAUUUACAAUUGCACAAGGAAAAGGACAGAAACUUUGUGAAAUUGAAAGGAUACAUUUCUUCCUGAGUAAAAAGAAAACGGAUGAACUUAGAAAUCUACAUAAACUACUUUACAACAGACCUGGCACAGUGUCCUCAUUAAAGAAGAAUGUGGGUCAGUUCAGUGGCUUUCCAUUUGAAAAAGGAAGUGUCCAAUAUAAAAAGAAGGAAGAAAUGUUGAAAAAGUUUAGAAAUGCCAUGUUAAAGAGCAUCUGCGAGGUUCUUGAUUUGGAGAGAUCAGGUGUAAAUAGCGAACUGGUGAAGAGGAUCUUGAAUUUCUUAAUGCAUCCAAAGCCUUCUGGCAAACCAUUGCCAAAAUCUAAGAAAACUUCUAGCAAAGGCAACAAAAAGGAACGGAACAGUUCUGGAAUGGCAAGGAAAGCUAAGCGAACCAAAUGUCCUGAAAUUCUGUCAGAUGAAUCCAGCAGCGAUGAAGAUGAAAAGAAAAACAAGGAAGAGUCUUCAGAUGAAGAAGAUAAAGAAAGCGAAGAAGAGCCACCAAAAAAGACCUCUAAAAGAGAAAAACCUAAACAGAAAGCCACUUCCAAAAGUAAGAAAACUGUAAAAAGCGCUAAUGUUAAGAAGGCAGAUAGCAGCACCACCAAGAAGAAUCAAAACAGUUCCAAAAAAGAAAGUGAAUCUGAGGACAGUUCAGAUGAUGAACCUUUAAUUAAAAAAUUGAAGAAACCUCCUACAGAUGAAGAGUUAAAGGAAACAGUGAAGAAAUUACUGGCCAGUGCCAACUUGGAAGAAGUCACAAUGAAGCAGAUUUGCAAGGAGGUAUAUGAAAAUUAUCCUGCUUAUGAUUUAACUGAAAGAAAAGAUUUCAUAAAAACAACUGUUAAAGAGCUGAUUUCUUGAGGCAGAGGAGAUAACUUGUCCCGUGGACGUCAGGAUCUGAUUUAUACCGUUAUACCAGCAAAGAGAAUGUAUUUCCUUUUCUACCCCUUGCAAGCGUUGUGUUAGUAGAACCUGUCGCUGAUCUUUUUAAGUAAAUUUGAGUUUGUUGUUUUAAAUUGCAUUUCUAUGCAGUUUUUAGUUUAAAAUUUUGCAUGGCAGUAAUUGUUCCUUGCUUUUAUAGCUGUAUUUUGUACAUUUUGGAUUUCUUUAUAUGAGAUCGUAGUUUUAGCGUGCUUAGUAUUCGCUUGUUUCAGACAUACUUUUAACGAAGUAGAAGAAACUAUUAUUGACAUUUAUACAUGCAGAGACUAUGGCAGUAUUUAGUAGAUGAAAUAUUUUGAAUACACAUCUGACAGUGGCAGUGUGUUCAUCAUAUUAAAAAUAUACAGGCUUCAGCUAUCCAGAUGAUUAAAUUGGAAAAUUUCUGCUGCAUGUGUAUAUAUGUCAAAUCGUCAGCAUGACAAAAGUGACAGAUGUUAUUUUUGUAUUUUUAAAAACAACUUUGUUGUAUAUAAAGUUUUUUUAUUUCUUUUGUGCAGAUCAAUUUUUAAACUCCUAUAGGUAGGUAUCUUUACAGUUAUAAACUAUGAAAUGUCAGUGUUCGGCCAGAUGGUAUGUGACGGAGCAGCGAAAUCAGAAUUCAGUGGAGAAAACACUGAAGGAACAGGUUGUUCUCUGCUUUGCCUCAGAAGUGUCAAUUUGUAGUUUUAGUGUUAACUCUGCAAGUGUCUGUAGAUAACAUUUUAUGUUAAGGGUAGACCAAAUCAACACAUCAGAACUUCAAAAUUGGGGGAAGGGGAUUAAGUACAAGCACAUUUGGCUUCUAAUGAACUGAUUUUUAUUAACUGCUUUUACCCAUGUAAAAUGCGGAUAUUUACAGGAAACCUGGCCUUUAUAAUUAUGGUAAAUGUACCAAGUAUAAUGCUAGAAGAUAACGUGUAGGCAACAGUGGGUAUCUCCGACAAAGUAUUUCUCAAAAGUGAUAAAAAGACUUAUUUUUAACAUUAAAGAAGUUUAAUGUAUUCGUGGAAUCAGGACUUUUAGGUUUUAAAUUUUGGCCAAUCAGGAUUCUGGGUGAUCAACACAGCCCACUCCUGAAUUAGAUUGUUUCAUCUUUUACAUUGUCGUAAUCAGUUUAUUAAAUAAUUUCUGAAUUUUAAAAACAUAACUGCUUAUGAGAGAAUUAGGCCUUUGAUAAACCAGUUGAGUGUUUAAACGGAGAACAUGAAAUACAUAAAAAUGAUAAAUGUUGGCCGUUAGCAGGUACUUUCACAGGUCUGACGUGUUUCUUGAUAAAUACAAAUGAAUAAACAACUGAGACCUAAAAAUUGGCCGUUGAUUUUAAAUAUUUAAUUUGUUCCUAUAAACCUUGUCAAUAAAACUAAUAAAUCCAU
Molecule: messenger RNA, 2694 nt
Organism: Herpailurus yagouaroundi (jaguarundi)
Lineage: Eukaryota; Metazoa; Chordata; Mammalia; Carnivora; Felidae
Gene: DEK
Product: DEK proto-oncogene
Exons: 11
Coding region: 128-1261 (377 amino acids)
Biological process (GO): regulation of double-strand break repair; chromatin organization
Cellular component (GO): nucleus
Molecular function (GO): DNA binding; histone binding
Source: RefSeq, a predicted model, not a curated record